This is a messenger RNA of Bicyclus anynana (squinting bush brown), 1103 nucleotides long. Its product is annotated as zinc finger protein 891. Gene Ontology annotation, biological process: regulation of transcription by RNA polymerase II. The coding region runs from base 107 to 1093 and encodes 328 amino acids. Gene Ontology annotation, molecular function: RNA polymerase II cis-regulatory region sequence-specific DNA binding; DNA-binding transcription factor activity. The record is from RefSeq and is a predicted model, not a curated record. The transcript has 2 exons. NCBI's taxonomy places the organism in Eukaryota, Metazoa, Arthropoda, Insecta, Lepidoptera, Nymphalidae.
AAAAAAAACAAAAUGUCAAAAGAAAAGUUUGUAAACAAAAACAAACGAAAACUUUCUUUCGAAUUAGUUUGCGGAAUGUAAUGUAUUUUCAAAUUGAAAUCAAACAAUGGAAGGAAUAAACGUUUUAUUAGGUUCAAUUAUAAAUAAAAAUGUGUGUUUCUUGUGUUUUAAAGAAAGUAUGAAUUUACAAAACGUCUAUGAUAGACUCGAAAUUAGGAGUCAACGUUUUAAUGAAAAUUUAACUUUAAACGAUAUGAUUCUAAAUUUGUUGCCUUCAUUCGAGCUGACAUUUACUAAGUCCUGUGUAGACUGCGCAGACCUAAUCAUCAGAAUGUAUAUUAAAAUACACAGAAAUAAUGUCAUGAAAAAAAUCAUUAAUAACAUUGUUGAUACUAUUGAUAAGGAAAUAAGUAAAAAUAAUUUAUCCCUCUUACAAAAUCAUGGUAAAAUAGAUAUAAAUAUAAAUUUUCAUAAAAUUAUGAAACAUUCAGUUAAGAUUUCCCAAAAUUACAACUUAUGUAAUACAGUAGACGAAAUUUACGAUGAUAACAUUGCAAAUAAAUCUGAAGAAAAGAGUCAAGAAAACCAAUGUUUAAUUUGUUUUAAGUUACUUGAUAAUAUCAAAGACUAUAAAAUCCAUGUGAAAGGUCAUAAACGAAAACGUAAAACAGUUGAUUACCACUGUAAUUAUUGCAAUUACAAAAGUCCAUCCAAACAGUCACUACAGGGGCACAUUAAUAAGAAACAUUUAAAAAUCAAACCACAUGUUUGCAACAUAUGCUACAAACAUUAUUACCAUAAAAAGAAUUUAAUUGAACAUGAAAAAAUACACUCACAAAUCAGGAAUGAAAUUUGCGAGGUAUGUGGUGAUAGUUUUAUUCAUAAAAAGAAUUUGCUUGAACAUCUGAAGCUACAUUCAGGUGAGAAGCCUUACCAAUGUGAAGUGUGUGACAGGAGAUUUAUAACUUCAGGCCGUAGAUUGGAACAUAUAAAGAGAUGUCACAGUGAAAAGAAUGAAUGUUGUUUACUGUGUGAUAAAAAGUUUAGUCUGAUCAAGGAGUUGACUCGACAUAUUAAGACAGUUCAUUCAUAGCUUAAAAAUU